This is a messenger RNA of Cercocebus atys (sooty mangabey), 1217 nucleotides long. It is a transcript of the gene TMEM40, whose product is annotated as transmembrane protein 40. Bases 386 to 1078 code for a protein of 230 amino acids. The record is from RefSeq and is a predicted model, not a curated record. The transcript has 13 exons. Lineage: Eukaryota; Metazoa; Chordata; Mammalia; Primates; Cercopithecidae.
UAGUGCUGUAGGGAAGAGUCAAGUCAGACAGGAAGGCCUGGGGCAGAUAGCACCAGCAGGAAGGAAUGCCAUCCCAGUGAGCGAGUGGGGCCCAGGGGCAACGUCACGGUAGUCCCGCCCUCCUUGCUAUCACAGGUGCAGCCUGUCCUGUCCUUCCCCUGACCAACCCAGCAUCCACACAGUCUACACAGAGUUCCUCUUGCUGCCCAGACAAGCUAAAGGACCACAGAUGAGAUAACAGAGGCCUGGAGACGUAAAGUAAUUUUCCAAAAUCAUGAGCUGGGAAGUGAAGUACUUAAGCCUGACUUGAAGCAGGUGCUACCAGACCCCGUUGUCCCACUGGCUUCAUCAGGGCAUCCAUCAGUAUCGCCCCCUGGGAAAAGCCAUGGAGACUUCAGUAUCCCCCUCCCAGCCUCAAGACAACAGUCAAGUCCACAGAGAAACGGAAGAUCUAGACUAUGGAGAGACAGAUUUCCAUAAGCAAGAUGGGAAGGCUGGACUAUUUUCCCAAGAACAGUAUGAGAGAGACAAGUCUUCUUCCUCCUCCUCCUCUUCCUCCUCAUCCUCUUCCUCCUCCUCCUCCUCAGAGAGCAGCGAUGAAGACCAGCAUCGCAGAGCAACCAGAAAACGUCGACGGAGCCUGGGGGCUGGACACCCCCAUGGGAACAGCUCACCCGGUCCUGGGCAUGGGGAGCCUGACGUUUUGAAGGAUGAGCUUCAGCUCUAUGGAGAUGCUCCAGGAGAGGUGGUACCCUCUGGGGAAUCAGGACUCCGAAGGAGAGGCUCUGACCCAGCAAGUGGAGAAGUGGAGGCCUCUCAGUUAAGCAGACAGAAUAUAAAGAAAGAUGAUGAGUUUUUCCAUUUCGUCCUCCUGUGCUUUGCCAUCGGGGCCUUGCUGGUGUGUUAUCACUAUUAUGCAGACUGGUUCAUGUCUCUUGGGGUCGGCCUGCUCACCUUUGCCUCCCUGGAAACCGUUGGCAUCUACUUUGGACUAGUGUACCGCAUCCACAGCGUCCUGCAAGGCUUCAUCCCCCUCUUCCAGAAGUUCAGGCUGACAGGGUUCAGGAAGACUGACUGAGGCCACUGCCAGGUGGGCAGCAGAGGCAGGCCCCACUGUGACCACCACUGCGACACCUGAGCCCACAAGGACAGACCGGCAUUCUGAGAGAUGCGCAGGAGAGCAAGCCAGACUAAUAAAAAGAACGCUUUUCCUUCCA